AUGCCUGAGUCUGGCAGCUGGAGUCGGGCAGUAGCUGUGGUGUCUGUGGUCUCCCGCCGUAACCUAGUGGGACGCAGCGAGACUCAGCGAGACUCAGCGAGACCCAGUUCUGAUCCACCACCUUCCUGGCACCAGCAGCACGGCGCGCACAUGGUGUCCGCGUGGGAAGAGCGACACAUGGAGCGACAUGUGAAAACUCAUGAUGGAGUCAGCUCGAUGUGGGCUGUCGACAAACGCUGCAAUAACGUGUUUUUUUGA
Molecule: messenger RNA, 258 nt
Organism: Knipowitschia caucasica
Lineage: Eukaryota; Metazoa; Chordata; Actinopteri; Gobiiformes; Gobiidae
Source: the annotation of a GenBank genome assembly